Molecule: messenger RNA, 1862 nt
Organism: Trichoderma asperellum CBS 433.97
Lineage: Eukaryota; Fungi; Ascomycota; Sordariomycetes; Hypocreales; Hypocreaceae
Cellular component (GO): cytoplasm
Molecular function (GO): coproporphyrinogen oxidase activity
Source: RefSeq, a predicted model, not a curated record
AGGGAACUUACAUAAGAUAGAUUUCGACGUUUCGUUUGGUGCCUAGGAAAUGUGCAAACGAUGACUUCAUGGCGCACGAGCCACUGUACGCAUUUCCACGGCAUAGCUGCCGCCUCCUACACACGAUGCGACAGGUCCGCUACCGCUGCGCUAACCACAGCGCUAUCAAGGUCCCUCUGCGAAUCCCGAGCCGAGCUUGUGCCGACCGCCAUCAGCCUUAGCCAGGCAUGGCCUACGAUGUGGGAAGAUAUCAACUACUGAACACGCCACCGGCAAGUCGGUGGCUCGAUCAGUGGAGGAGCCAAUUGUCCAAUUGAAUUGGACGAGAAAGACGAGACGACGACAAGAAGAAAAACCAAAAAAUCUCUUCUCCGGCUUAUCCUCUCGUCGCGCCGGCCUUCUACUAUUAAAACCGGGCUGCGCCCACCUGGUCCGUGUCUCUUCUGUCUUCCUCAAUUGCUCUCAUCUCAUCUCUCCAUCGCCAUCUUCACCCCGCCAUGGCUACGCCCGCGGCGGCUUCUCGCCAUGUUCAGCGCGUGGUCACACAGGCCGGUCUACGCUCAGCACGGCCUCUGAGAAGCCAAUUGGCUCUCAAUCGAUGGGUAUCUUCCUCUUCAGGUGCUCGUCGGUCUCCGGCUAGCUUUGGAGCUUCUUCCUCAGCAGCCAUUUGGCUUGCAGCAGCCGCUAUUGGCAUCACUGCUCCCUUGGCUUACAGCUUGUCAACGGCAGAGUCUGCUAAGCUUGAUGUCUCGUCUCUUGCUGAGAAGGAUGAGCAGAAGAAGAGAGAAGCCAGCAUUACCGACGAAUCUCCGAUGCGCCUGCGGAUGGAGAAAUUCAUCAAGGAGCAGCAACAAAUCAUUGUCAAAGAACUCGAGCGCAUCGAUGGAAAGAAAUUCCGCAGGGAUGAGUGGACACGGCCGAAUGGCGGCGGCGGCAUAACCUGCGUGCUGCAGGAGGGUAACGUAUUCGAAAAGGCCGGUGUCGGUGUCAGCGUCGUUUACGGAUCGCUGCCCAAGCCGGCCAUUGCAAAGAUGCGAGAAAACCACAAGAAUCUCGAUCCCAACGUCGAGUCUUUGGAAUUCUUCGCCGCUGGCCUGAGCAUGGUGCUUCAUCCGUCCAACCCCAUGGCCCCAACCGUGCAUCUGAAUUACCGAUACUUUGAGACGGCCAAUCCCGAUGGCACAUCUCAGGCUUGGUGGUUUGGCGGCGGCAGCGACUUGACGCCUUCAUACCUCUUCGACGAGGAUGCUAUCCACUUCCACAAGACGAUCAAGGCCGCUUGCGACAAUCACGACAAGACUUAUUAUCCUCGAUUCAAGAAGUGGUGCGACAAGUACUUUUACAACAAGCACCGCGGCGAGUGUCGAGGCGUGGGCGGCAUCUUCUUUGACGACCUAGACGAGGGUGAGCGUGACCAGGAAAACACUUUUGCAUUCAUCCAGGACUGCUUAAAGUCUUUCCUGCCGUCGUACGUCCCCAUUAUAGAGAAGCGAAAGGACAUGCCCUUUGAUGAAAAGGAGAAGGCGUGGCAGCAGAUCCGCAGAGGCAAAUAUGUCGAGUUCAACCUGGUUCACGACCGAGGAACUGCGUUUGGCCUGAAUACGCCUGGAUCACGAGUGGAGAGUAUUCUCAUGAGCCUGCCGUUGACGGCAAGCUGGAAGUACAUGUACGAGCCAGAGCCUAAGAGCCGGGAGCAGAGGCUAGUGGACGUUUUGAAGGAGCCCAAGGAGUGGGUAUAAAAUAAUGGUACGACUCUUUUCUGUAAUUGCGUAGGGUUAUAUGUACUAGUAUAUAAACAGUAUACUUUGUAGUAGUAUAGAGGAAGGUAGAUAAAAAAAAAUAGUACUUGCUUUUUAAUUUGG